Molecule: messenger RNA, 796 nt
Organism: Branchiostoma floridae (Florida lancelet)
Lineage: Eukaryota; Metazoa; Chordata; Leptocardii; Amphioxiformes; Branchiostomatidae
Product: beta carbonic anhydrase 1-like
Exons: 4
Coding region: 82-561 (159 amino acids)
Molecular function (GO): zinc ion binding; carbonate dehydratase activity
Source: RefSeq, a predicted model, not a curated record
GAUGAUCCAGUUCGACAUGGGAACCUGAUUCCCCAUUCUAAGCUGUAUGGGAAGGAGGUCCUUGGGUCAGAGGUUGCCUCCAUGGAGUGGGCAUGCAGCCAAGGGAGCCUGGAACAUGUGAUCGUUUGUGGCCACUCCAACUGUCAGAUCUUGGAUGUGUUGGGCAAGUCACAGAUUCAGUCAGCACCAAAUUGCAGGUCCUCCCCCUUCCUGUCCUGGCUGACUCAGCAUGGUAACAGCACUCUCACACGGUUUGAGAGGUACGAGAUGGACAGACUUCAACCUAUCACAUUUCAGGGAAUCUCGCCAAAGGAAUUAUGGGAUGCAUAUGUUGACCCUCAGUGCCACUGGACUGACCAGGACCAGUUUUCCCAGGUGAAUGUUUUACAACAGCUGCAGAAUGUGUCUUCACACGGCUUCCUGAAGCCCAGGUUGAAGUCAGGUGCCUUACAGCUACACGGCAUGUGGCUGGACAGCAGACAACAGUUGCCUUACUUGUUUAGCAAAGAACAGCAAAGAUUUGUGCAAAUAACAGAUAACAAUAUAGACUCUCUAUUAUAGUAAUAAUUGGAUUGUACUCAGAAAGCAAAAUGUUCAUCUUUCAUUUUAGAGCUCCACAGUCAUAUCAAAAUGUAAAUAGAGUCCCUAAUACUAAUCCUUCUCCCCAAGAGCUCUUGCAGCAUUCUCCAGAAUUCUUCUCUUCCACUCCUCAUAGUCUUCCUCUUCAUCAUCUGAGUCACACAGACGGGCAACCUUUGUAGAUGAGCUGUCCCUGCCAUCUAGUAAAACACAAAUG